Messenger RNA from Penaeus chinensis, 960 nucleotides. RefSeq lists its product as uncharacterized. Gene Ontology annotation, cellular component: external side of plasma membrane; integrin complex. Gene Ontology annotation, biological process: cell-cell adhesion; integrin-mediated signaling pathway; cell-matrix adhesion. Gene Ontology annotation, molecular function: integrin binding. The record is from RefSeq and is a predicted model, not a curated record. The coding region runs from base 1 to 651 and encodes 216 amino acids. The transcript is spliced from 5 exons. Lineage: Eukaryota; Metazoa; Arthropoda; Malacostraca; Decapoda; Penaeidae.
AUGUGUCGAACAGUUAGAAUAUUAAAUGGUUAUUGGGGCUACCAUCGUCAAGGGUCAUGUCAGGCUGGCUUCGACGCUGUCAUUACCAAGGAUGGAGAGCGUAUGUUCAUCGGAGCUCCCGGAGCGUUCUACUGGCAGGGUCAGAUCCACUCUCAGAGCGUCAGUACGAGAAACGACUACCAGAUGACCUGGGAGGGCCCUGCGAGCGAUGAUGACCAGUACCUAGGGUAUUCAGUGGCCGUCGGGGACUUCACAGGAGACGGGCAGGAGGACGUGGCUCUCGGAGUGCCUAAGGGCCUCAACUACACAGGAAAGUCCCUUCAGGAACAGGAGCCAAAGAAGGCGCAGCAGGGCCAGCAGAGAGCUCGCCUCUGGAAGUACCUUGGGCAGCGUCCGCCCGUGACGGCCGAAGGGCCUCAGACGUGGCAGGAGUGGUUCGAACAGACGGGCUUCCUCUUCCGCCCCAGCGGGCAGGUGGGGUACUCCCGAACCUACGUGUGGAACAUGACCAGGGCGUCCCUCAAGCGCCCCUCGUACGGCUCCUACAGCAUUGGCCUGGGCGAGUUUGACGGUUUCCCCGGGGAGGACGUGGUAGUGGGCGUGCCCCGCGGGCCCGAUCCGGCGGGCGUCCUCACGGGCCAGGUAGAGUAGCGAAGAGAUCGCCGGCGCCGCAGCGCAAAGCGUCGGCGCCGCGCGUGCAUCGCCCCCACUGCGGCUUCCCUUGUCCUGUCCGUCCCCUGUAGCCCUUCCUUGCCUUUGAUGUUGUCAUGUGUGCGCUGUCAUUGCCGCUGUCUAUUGCUGUUGCCGUUGCACGCCCACUCUCUCUGUAGACGCGCGAAUAAUUCAUGCUUCGCGACAUUCGCGUGGAGUCUUAUGUUUCAGCUCCUCCUCGCGUCAAUUUCGCGAGGGGACAAAUUUCCAGGAUUUGGAACAGGACGGGGCCGCGCCCCUGCGGCCCGG